Messenger RNA from Centropristis striata (black sea bass), 803 nucleotides. RefSeq names its product mitochondrial ribosomal protein L13 (gene mrpl13). Gene Ontology annotation, cellular component: mitochondrial large ribosomal subunit; ribosome. The record is from RefSeq and is a predicted model, not a curated record. Bases 96 to 635 code for a protein of 179 amino acids. Gene Ontology annotation, molecular function: mRNA binding; structural constituent of ribosome. Gene Ontology annotation, biological process: negative regulation of translation; translation. The transcript has 7 exons. Lineage: Eukaryota; Metazoa; Chordata; Actinopteri; Perciformes; Serranidae.
AAUCGUGUUUCACCCGAGAUGAAAUACCAAACGGACCGGUACUCACGUUGGUUGAGGGUCAAAUGUUUUGAGGAUGUGCUUGUAGUUUCAUCGAAAUGUCAAGUUUCUCCAGAUCUGCCCAGCAAUGGGCGACCUUCGCUCGUUCUUGGUUCGUGAUCGAUGCCAGGAUGCAGCCUCCUGGGAAGAUUGCCACCAUGUGUUCUAUUAGAUUACAGGGCAAACACAAGCCUAUCUACCACGCACUGAGUGACUGUGGUGACCACGUCGUAGUAAUAAACAGCAAAGAAAUCGCUUUCUCUGGAAACAAAUGGGAGCAGAAAGUCUACUCAUCACACACAGGGUAUCCAGGUGGAUUCAAACAGGUCACAGCAGCUCAACUGCACCAGAAAGACCCAAAAGCUAUUGUGAAGUUAGCGGUUUACGGCAUGCUGCCAAAGAAUCUGCACCGCCGCACCAUGAUGCAGCGAUUACACAUCUUUCCUAAUGAUGAGCUGCCAGACGACAUCCGAGCCAACCUGACGGAGGAGCUGCGACAGCCCAGGGACAUCCCCAGGAAACUCAGCGAGUACACACAGGAGGAGAUAGAUGCCUUCCCCAAGCUGUGGACCCCACCCGAAGACUACAAGAUGAAAUGAAAUCAAGGCUGCCCGAUGUGACCAGAGAUUAAAAGUUUUUUCUUCUUCACAUUAACACUGAAAGCAGCAGCAGCAUCGUCGAUCAUAUUUCUAGUUAUGAUGCUAAAGCUCAGAGGCCUCUUAUUGGAUUUGGCCCGAGAUGUUAUCUGUAAUAAAACACAAAACUGA